Lottia gigantea (owl limpet) is the source of this 177-nucleotide messenger RNA. RefSeq lists its product as hypothetical. The record is from RefSeq and is a predicted model, not a curated record. The transcript has a single exon. The annotation marks the transcript as partial. Lineage: Eukaryota; Metazoa; Mollusca; Gastropoda; Lottiidae.
GAUGUGGAACUUGUACGAAAUAUGAAGAUGGAUGUAACAGGUAUGGAGUUAUGUCCAGCCUGUCGUCUUCCGUUUGAUUCUGGUAAAAAACGUAAACUAAUUGAUGCUUGUGGUCAUGAGAGAUGUUAUAGCUGUAUGUUUACUAGUGAAAUCUGUCCUCUAUGUCGUAAGUUGAAG